Molecule: messenger RNA, 2319 nt
Organism: Phaeoacremonium minimum UCRPA7
Lineage: Eukaryota; Fungi; Ascomycota; Sordariomycetes; Togniniales; Togniniaceae
Product: putative pre-rrna processing protein
Exons: 3
Coding region: 1-2319 (772 amino acids)
Cellular component (GO): fungal-type vacuole membrane
Source: RefSeq, a predicted model, not a curated record
AUGAUCAUUCUCGCACUGCUCUCCAUUGGGGUCAUCUCUGUUGCUUUCGUCGUUCCUGCCGCUGUUGAAGAGUACGCUAAGGAAGCCGCCGUUCUUGAGCCCACCAAUUUGUCACUCGAGUCUAUCACUGCUGAUGGCUUGCGCGCGCGUAUUCAAGCCAACUUUCGACUGGAUGGAUCGAGGGUCAAGAAUGAUUACGUUAGACGCGUGGGGAGAGUUGCUACCUGGGUCGUGCGGGGGCUGGGGACUGAGAAGACAAAGAUCAGUGUGUAUCUUCCCGAGUAUGACAAUACGUUGCUGGGCACCGCGGCUGUUCCACCCCUGGCCAUUAGCAUCGUGGACGGUCAUAAUACUGCCGUUGACUUUGUCGCCGAUCUCGUCCCCGGAGACGCGGAGGGUAUUCGAGCAAUUGCAAACGAGUGGCUAGAGGGAAGACUCGGGACACUCCGUGUGCAUGGCAUCGCCGACAUACAGAUCAAGUCAGGCAUCAUUCCCCUCGGCACACAUACCGUGUCCGAGUAUCUGACAUUUGAAGCCAAGAAAUUGCCCGAAGUUCCUGAAUACAACAUCACCAAGGUCAACUUCCGCGAGACUCCUAUCCCCGGUGUUGACAAAAAGGCUAUGGCCGCCGACAUUUCUCUUACAGCAUUCAACAAGUACCCGAUCCAGGUAGACGUCCCUGAGCUGGGCUUCGAAGUUCUCGUACCAGAUUGUGGGCAGUCAGACCCCUAUAUCCUUGUUGCUGAUGCUGUCACUCGUCCCGUCACCAUCCGGCCCCAGUCCGAUGUCGUUCUCGAUGUCCAGGGUCUGGUCCGAGAAUUGCCCGAGUCAUUAACACGAGAGUGUCCUGAUUCGAAAUCAUCUCCUUUGGAUCUUCUCCUCAAGCAGUACCUCGGUGGUGAGGCGGCUACUGUGUUCGUGCGUGGGAAAAAGCAAAGUGAUUCUGAGACACCGGACUGGCUGGGUGAGAUCUUGGCCAGCGUCACGGUUCCCGUACCUUUCCCCGGCCGGACAUUCGACAAUCUCAUCCGGAAUUUCUCUCUAGCCGAUGUUCAUUUCACAAUGCCGAACCCUCUCGCGGAUCCUGAUGACCCUGAUGCGAACCCUACAGUCUCUGGAGAGAUCCAAGUUAUUGCAACUUUACCUUCUGAAAUGAAUUUUGAAAUCAACGUGACUGGCAUCAGAGCCUCCUCCGAUGUCUUUUAUCGUGGCAAAAAGUUAGGCGAGCUCAACUUGCGGCGCUUUCAAGCGGCCAACACAACAAAGCUACCAGCUACCGACGAGCACGAGGCAGAGCUGAUGAUUCAAUCGCGUAUCAAAAAUGCGCCUCUCAACGUGACGGAUAGCGACGUUCUAACGGAUGUGAUCCAAGCGAUGUUAUUCGGCGGAAAGAAGCUCAUUCUAGACAUCAAGGCUCGCGUAGAUGUCAAGGUCCAAACCGUCCUCGGACAGCUUGUCUUGAAGGAUGUUCCCACAGAGGGAAAAAUCCCAUUAAAACCUCUUCCACGACAGACCAUUGGCAGCUUGCAACCGGAGGUCGGUGCAAUCGAGAUACUUGACACUGCCUAUAAGUCGAUAACCUUGCAAGCCCGCGUAAACAUCACAAACCCUACACCAUACACCGCUCACAUCCCCGCCUUCAGCAUACACGUUCUUAGCAACGGCUCUCUUGUUGGCGCAGCCACCGCCGAGAACUUAGAUGUCAUCAAAGGCAAAAACACCAAUCUGCUUAUCACUGCAAAGUGGAAUCCAUCAAUGGGGGGCGAUCGAGGCGAGGAACUAGGCCGAGAGCUCUUAUCACAGUAUAUCUCAGGCCUCAACACGUCCCUCACACUUCGUGCCCAUAGGGAUAGCAUACCCGGCCAGCCGCUUCUCGGAGAGGCUCUAUCGAAACUAAAUCUCACGGUUGUGGCACCUAAAUUACACGUUCCAGGAGGCGACGAAAGUGAAAAGGGACACUUUAUCCGCGAAGCAACAUUCCAUAUUUUCUCUUCAUCGGCAACAUUCACGCUAGUGUCGCCUUUGCAGCACAAUACGCUGUAUAUAGAGCAUAUAAAUGCCACGGCAUUCUACAACCGUACCGAAUCUGUCGGCAAAAUUCUGUACGAAUAUCCGUUUGCUGCACCACCGGGAGAGUCCCAGACGCCAAGGCUGCCAGUGGAGUGGUCACUUGGAUCAGAUGGUUAUGAGAAAGUCAGAAAGGCGCUCGGCGGGCAAUUAAAGCUGGACGCUGCGGCUGUGGUAGGAGUAAGGCUGGGCAACUGGAAAGAAACUGUAUGGUAUGAGGGCAGGGGUAUUGGUGCCAAGGUGAGGCUAUGA